Molecule: messenger RNA, 1905 nt
Organism: Acanthopagrus latus (yellowfin seabream)
Lineage: Eukaryota; Metazoa; Chordata; Actinopteri; Spariformes; Sparidae
Gene: gkap1
Product: G kinase anchoring protein 1
Exons: 13
Coding region: 242-1393 (383 amino acids)
Biological process (GO): signal transduction
Cellular component (GO): Golgi apparatus
Source: RefSeq, a predicted model, not a curated record
CACAGUUUUUCAGAUUUCUGUGAGAGAGAGCGUCAUCACCAGUCCGGAGCAGAGCCUUUAUCCUUUUUGGCCCCACCGGGCUGCUGUACUCAGGCACUCGCUGGUAGCAGACGCACAGUCAAACCACAGUAUCUCCACGAACAGGUGAAAGUAUUCUUUAGCAACUUUUCGCGGGAGCACUGCCUCUUCGAAACGAGUCAGCGGGAGUAUUGAGAAGAAAACGUCGACUUAUCCUUCCAGAAUGGCAUCGUCUGCAAUGAUCACCGUCCCCACCACCGCGUCCCGCUUCGCCCUGCUCCAGAUAGACUCGGAUUCGGACUCCGAAGCCUCUGAUGCGGGCAAGAACCCCACCAAAGGCGGACGGGAGUCCUCCGGGAAGCCCCGACAGGGAAAGGCAGGAGGAGCCGGGGGGAAAGCCGGUCAGUGCAACGACAAGAAGAAAGACAAGAAGAAGAAGAGGAAGGAGCAGCAGCUGACUGAAGCAAACGAGUUACGUAAUCUGGCCUUCAAGAAGAUUCCUCAGAAGUCUAGUGCCCCGCCUCCCUGUGUGACCCUGUCAGGAAUAGCCAAUGAACUUCUCAAUCCUACAGCAGGUGACCCCAGUAUACCUGCAGAGGGCUGGCAGCAGUGGAAGCAGAGGGAUGAGCAGAUAACCAGUGAGCUGUAUGAGGCCGACUUGGAAAAGGCCUUGAUUCUAAGUAAACUGGAGUACGAACAAAACAAACAGACCACCAACACAAACACGUCCUCACCAAAGUCUCGAGGAGGAAAAGAGGUCGGAGGGAAGAAGGACAAAAAGAAGAAUCAGCAGGCAAAAGACAAAAAGACAGUUUCACUGCAGGACUUCCAGGCUGAAGGCAGUGCAGAACAUUUAAGUAAGAAACCAGAGAAAGAGGACGCCAGAUCGGCUAACCUAGCGUUGGGACUCGGGCCGGAAGAGCGUUUUUUUAACAAACUUGAGGACGAUGUCAGUCGGAUUAUCCAACAGGAGAAGAGACGUGAGCAGUAUUCUAACAGCCAGGGACAAGAAGUCAACACCUCCACUGAACACGAACCAGACCCUCGAGCAGAGCAGCUGAAGUACGAGCUGGAGAAGAAAGACCAGGAAAUCGAUAAGCUAAAGAAGACGAUUUCACAGUGGGAGGUGAAGUACAAAGAGGUGAAAGCAAGAAAUUCCCAGCUGCUAAAGAUGCUUCAACAGGGAGAGAUGAAAGAUAAAGCAGAAAUCCUUCUUCAGGUUGAAGAGCUUCUACAUAUAAAAGAAGAGCUGUCGUCACAGGUAACAUUACUACACGGUGCCCUUGAACAAGAAAGGUCUAAAGUCAAAGGUCUGCAGACAGAACAACCAAAACAUCAGUGCAGAGCAGAGCAGAGCAGCAGCAGCAGUCAGUAGGGUAACAAGAAAGGGAAGAAAGGCUCUGAAACGGAUCUAUGAAGAUCUUGGAAGGAAAUAAAACGUUAAAAUUAAGUAAUUGACUGAAGAACAAAUGAAGAAAAUCAGAAAUACUGAUCACAAUCAGGGUUCUCUUUCCUUGUUUGAUUACAUUUUUUUUUUUUUUUUUUUUUAGUUCUGACUCUAUGUUAGCAUAUACUGCAUGCCCCUUGUAAUUACACACACACACAGACAAACACUUGAGACAUUGCAGGAUGUAUUUCACAGCUGAACAAGAAGCUUUUUAGUUGAGAGUUUGUGUUGAAUUGGUGGCUUGGUUCAUGGUGCUGCCCUCUGCAGGCACUCGCUCGCCACUGCAUCUCUAGUACUGUUGGAUCAGACAUCCAUCUGUGCGUUUUCAUGCCAAAAUGACGGAUUGUGAGAUGUAUGGUUGUGUUUUGUUUUUUUCUUUUUUUUUCUUUUUCACUGUUAAGAAAGUAAAGAAAUAGAUAAAAAAUACUUUUUCAGUGAAA